Molecule: messenger RNA, 2547 nt
Organism: Fusarium subglutinans
Lineage: Eukaryota; Fungi; Ascomycota; Sordariomycetes; Hypocreales; Nectriaceae
Product: DNA cross-link repair protein pso2 snm1
Exons: 1
Coding region: 1-2547 (848 amino acids)
Biological process (GO): protection from non-homologous end joining at telomere; double-strand break repair via nonhomologous end joining; interstrand cross-link repair
Molecular function (GO): 5'-3' DNA exonuclease activity; damaged DNA binding
Source: RefSeq, a predicted model, not a curated record
AUGGUGGCACCGAAAAAGUCCAGCCAGUCUCAUACACCUAAAAAGACAACCUCGCAUUUAUCCAAAAAGCCAGUCAAGGCCAAUCAAAGUAUCCUUAGCUUUUUUAAAAAGGCUGAAAAACAUGAGGCCUCUCUGUUUCUCGGGGCUGCGCCGGACCCUAUUGAGCACGAAGACCUCUACAAUGCCGAUGACGCCGACGACUCGAUUCGAUGCAACGAGGCCGAAUCACCCAAUAAAAAGAGGAAACUGAGCGAAGAACCGGAACAAUUGCCCAAGGUCAAAAUUUCCGUAAACGCUGAACAGGUGGCCGGGGCUGAAGACCGAUUCUCAACCGCAAAGUAUGAUGGCGAACCCCCACGGAAGUCAACAAAAUCCAAAAUCAAGACGCCAUUCGUGAUGGACUCGGACAGUGAGGAUGAGCCCGAAAACGAUAUUAUGGCCACAAACAACAAGCCUGAAAAUAACGGCCAAUGUACGGAGCUUUCCCCGCAAAACGAGGUCCAGAAGGACGGUUUUACUAAGAUCGAUGAAAAGAAGGAAGCAGAUAUUACCACACAAGCCUUGAAACGGGAAGAUUCAACAUACCAACAAUUCGGCGACAUCGGAGAAGUAGUAGACGAGGAGUUCCCAGAUCUGAACGAUCUCGAAGGAGAGGAAAUGCGAGUAAUGCGUUACAUGAGAGAGCAAGCUAGGUUAGAAGCGGAGGAAGCUGGGAUUUCAAGCGAAGACCUGGCCGAUGACCCCCUUGACGAUAAUCAUAUGACAGAGUGUUGUCCUAUAUGCAGUGGGAGCCUGGUGGGGAUAUCCAUCGACGAAGCAACGCGGCAUGUCAAUUCCUGCCUUGAUGGACACCCGAUCCCGUUGCCAAAACCGGAGCAAACACCAGAACGAAUCAAGUUGGAGAAGCCAAUUUCAGCGAUUCCUGACUCGACCCCUGAGGUCGAAUCGACCGACGUCAGCAAAAGAUUUGCACGGGCUGCUGUUCCCAGGCCCGGUCAGGCGAAUCCUUUCGAAGUUAUAAGUUCUGGCCCGGCACCGAAGUCGGCUUUCUCGAAACUCAUGUCCAAUAAUGCCGAGGAUUCAGCAUGGCAAGAGGCUGCUGCUGCUGAGCACGCUUCCCGAGGAAAGCAAGCAUAUGAGAGGACGUGCCCUUUCUACAAGAUAAUGCCUGGGUUUUCCAUUUGCGUGGACGCUUUCCGGUAUGGCGCCGUCCAGGGUUGCAAAGCAUAUUUCUUGAGUCAUUUUCACAGUGACCACUAUAUUGGUCUUACAGCAAGAUGGUGUCACGGUCCUAUUUACUGCAGCAAAGUCACGGGCAGUCUUGUCAGAAAUCAACUUCGUACAGCGGCAAAAUGGGUUGUAGAGCUUGAAUUCGACAAAUCCUAUGACAUACCAGGGACAGAAGGCGCGAAAGUAACGAUGAUACCAGCAAAUCAUUGUCCAGGAAGCUCUCUCUUCCUUUUUGAAAAGACUAUGAAGCAAGGCUCCAACAGCCGUAUUCAACGCAUAUUACAUUGUGGAGACUUCCGUGCUUGCCCUGCGCAUGUCAACCAUCCCCUUCUCAAGCCAGAGGCUAUUGACGCAAUCUCUGGAAAGUCCAAGCAACAAAAGAUUGAUAUCUGCUACUUGGACACCACGUAUCUCAAUCCACGAUAUUCUUUUCCACCCCAGAAUGAUGUUAUAAAGGCCUGUGCCGACCUUUGUGGCUCAUUGUCUCCUGAUCCCAAUUGCAAAGACGAUAUUUGGGAAAAAGCUGGCGGACAAGGAACUCCAGCAGUCAGCAAGUUCUUCCCAAACACAAAACCGGAUGGGACCGCAAAAGUGGACAAUAAAAAGAAACACCCUCAACGGCUGCUCGUAAUCUGCGGAACGUACUCCAUUGGAAAAGAACGCAUAUGCAUCUCCAUUGCUAAAACACUCAAGUCCAAAAUCUUUGCAUCACCUGGCAAGAUCAAGAUCUGUAAACAGCUGGACGACCCAGAGCUCACGGCACUCCUUACAUCUGAUCCCCUCGAGGCACAGGUGCAUAUGCAGAUGUUGAUGGAGAUUCGUGCAGAAACUCUCCAAGAGUACCUGAACAGCUAUAAGCCGUACUUUAGUCGUAUUGUCGGACUUCGGCCAAGCGGUUGGAACUUCCGACCAGCAGGUAAAACCAUCGGUGCGAACACACCGCCUGGCAGCAUUCAUAUUCAGCAGAUCCUCCACGACAAGGGCUGGCGAACACGAUUUGGAUAUAAGGAUUUUGUUCCGCAGAGAGGCAGUACCAAGGAAGCCAUGUGCUUUGGGGUUCCUUACUCAGAACACAGUAGCUUCCGAGAGCUCGCUAUGUUUGUUAUGAGUUUGAGAAUAGAGAAAGUCAUCCCGACAGUCAAUGUAGGGAGUGAACAGUCAAGAAAGCGCAUGAAGGGUUGGGUAGACCGCUGGCUUUCAGAAAGAAGACGGGCUGGAUUGGUAAUGCCGCUCAUUGAAGGUGAAGACGAUGACAGGGUGCCGGACCAGGAACUCUGGGACGGUAAACCUGGUAAAGCUGGCGGAGCAUUUUGGUGA